This is a messenger RNA of Sapajus apella (tufted capuchin), 715 nucleotides long. Its product is annotated as small membrane A-kinase anchor protein-like. The coding region runs from base 106 to 393 and encodes 95 amino acids. Gene Ontology annotation, molecular function: protein kinase A regulatory subunit binding. The record is from RefSeq and is a predicted model, not a curated record. The transcript has a single exon. NCBI's taxonomy places the organism in Eukaryota, Metazoa, Chordata, Mammalia, Primates, Cebidae.
GAGAGGGAAAGCACUGGUCGUCACAUGGACAAACCUCAUUGUUUUCUAAAGAUGGACUGGAAGUAGACUUUGCCACUGCUUCCUCCACAAACAGCUCUUCGUAACAUGGGCUGCAUGAAAUCAAAGCAAAUUUUCCCAUUUCCUAACUUAUAUGAAAGUGAGAAGCAGCAUGAGAGUGAAGAGCCCUUUAUGCCAGAAGAGAAAUGUCUACCUAGGAUGCCUUCUCCAGUUAAUGUCAAAGAGGAAGUGAAGGAACCCCCAGGGACCAAUAUUGUGAUCUUGGAAUAUGCACACCACCUGUCCCAGAAUAUCUUGUGUGAUGCCUUGCAGCAAUGGGCAUGCAAUAACAUCAAGUACCAUGACAUUCCAUACAUUGACAGUGAGAAGCCUUGAGGCUGUAGGAUGACAACACUUUGUGGAGGUGCUAGUUUGAAUACGUGCAACAAAAGCAAAACCUGGUGUGCAAAAGUACAAAUAACUAUCUGGAUUUUAAAACGUGUCUAUGAUAAUAUCACUAGUGUUAGAACACCUAGGAUGAAAUACAUUUGAAGAACAUCUACAUUAACAGCAAUUUCUGUUUAGUUUUAGAUUUUAGUCAUCUGAAGGGCUAAACAGAGGUCCUGUGACACCCAAUAAUGAGCUGUAUCUCAUAGCACUUCUUCCUAAGUAAUGGCAUCACCAAAGAAAAUGCUAAGGAAUAAAAACUGCCCCAAAU